Rhipicephalus microplus (southern cattle tick) is the source of this 2131-nucleotide messenger RNA. It is a transcript of the gene Dus2, whose product is annotated as Dihydrouridine synthase 2. The record is from RefSeq and is a predicted model, not a curated record. Gene Ontology annotation, cellular component: cytoplasm. Gene Ontology annotation, molecular function: tRNA binding; tRNA dihydrouridine synthase activity; flavin adenine dinucleotide binding. Gene Ontology annotation, biological process: tRNA dihydrouridine synthesis. Lineage: Eukaryota; Metazoa; Arthropoda; Arachnida; Ixodida; Ixodidae.
GACUAGUCACGCCGAUCCAUUUGCAUCUUCUAUCACACAUGUCAGCGUCUUUCCUUCCUCCGUGUGUCAGUGUGGAUGCCAUGGAGGAUUAGCAUGGAAUACUAAUAUUCCGUAAUUAAGUUUGACGUUUUAACUAUUCUUAGCUUAUACGAGAAGUAUUGCGAAGAAACACUGAAAAAAAAUCACCAAUCACUCGGCCAAUCCUCUGCAUUGGGUAUGAGCCAUGAGGAGAAGAUGAAGCUGGAUAGUUUUCAGGCAGCGUGAAUAUCCACUCUUAUAUUCACUAAACGACUGAAUAAUUAUUUUUUAUUCAUCAAAAGUUGAAAAUCGUUUUUCCCCAUUGCAAUAACCGCCGGUUUAGUGGCCAAUCCCUCGUGGUGGGUACGAGCCAAAGCGUAUAGGAACAAGCAAGCGCGGCUCACCUAACACUCGAACAAUCCUAUAAUACCUGGUAAAUUCAUCUCUUUCCUUCGAGAAGUGAAUUAAUUUAAUAAGCAAGGCAACGCGUCCGAUUCAUGGCCUAUCCCCCUGGGUGGGUUGCGCCAAGCUGUUGAGGAACCAACCAAUCCCCUGCAUUGGCUAUGAGCCACGAGAAGAGAAUAAGCGUGGUUGGUCGUUGUUGCGGUGUGGUCAUCGGCAAUUUUGUCGACGUAUUGCGCCUAAUCCUUGUCUUAUGAUUUUGCCAUGAACCGAUACAUUCCCAAUGCACAGUUUUCUGUCUGACGCUGACGCGAAGGAAACAUGACAUCGAACGUCGAUUAUAGAAACAAGAUUAUACUUGCUCCGAUGGUUAGGAUUGGCACUUUGCCCAUGCGUCUUCUCGCUCUGCAUUACGGAGCGGACCUUGUUUACACGGAGGAACUCAUUGACUACCGGUUGUUGAAGUGUCAGCGAAUCGAAAAUAAGGUACUUGGAACCGUGGACUUCGUCGACGAUGAUCACCAAAUUGUUUUCAGAACAUGUGAGAAAGAAAAAGGCCGAAACAUUCUCCAGAUUGGAACCUGCAGUCCUGACCGUGCUGUUCAAGUUGCAAAGCUCGUUGAGAAAGACGUGGCUGGCAUAGACGUGAACAUGGGUUGUCCUAAGGAAUUCUCCAUAAAGGGUGGAAUGGGUGCAGCUCUGCUAACACAAACUGAUAAGGUGAAAGCCAUCUUGACAGCUCUUGUCCAAAGCACUGAACUACCCAUCACGUGCAAGAUUAGAGUACUUGAAAAGCUUGAAGACACCCUGGCUCUUGGGAAACUUAUUGAAUCAACUGGUGUAAAAGCGAUUGGUGUCCAUGGACGAACAAAAGAGGAACGACCACAGCAUGCCAACAGGAAUGCAGUCAUUAAAGCUCUGGCCGAGCAUGUCAACAUUCCUAUCAUUGCUAACGGUGGAUCUGGAGAAAUAGCCUGCUAUGAAGACAUUGAACGUUUCCGCCAGACCACUGGUGCUGCUUCUGUGAUGCUCGCUCGUCAGGCAGAAAGCAACUGCUCCAUAUUUAGAAAGGAAGGCAAGAAACCAAUCGAUGAUGUUAUAGAAGAGUACCUCGCCUAUGCAAUAGAAUAUGACAACAGGGCAACAAACACGAAGUACUGUGUUCAGCAGAUGCUUGGCUCACUUCAGGAAAGUGACAGAGGCAAGGCACUUCUGGCCAGUCAGCAAAUGGAGGAAAUAUGUAAUUUAUUUUACAGUGUGCUCUGGAACAUGCAAGAUAAGCAUGCUUCUCGACAGCUCAAGCUUCAAGGAAGAGCAAUGGCUUUAAGGGAGCUCAGUGACAACAGCAAUGCUGAACCAGUGCUGAAGAAGUGCAAAAUUGGAGAUGAUGAAGUGUGGCAAAUGGAAGCCAAGUUUGUUAGGAACAUGUUUGAAAUGGCAAACCUACCAAAGACUGUGCUCAUCAACUGGACAACAAAAAAUAAUUAUCCCCAUCCAUUCUACCAAACUGAAUCCAUGGAGAAAAGUUUUCGUUCUGUUGUGCUGGUGAAUCGAAAAAAGUAUUCAAGCACAUACCUAGAGAAGAACAAGAAAUAUGCAGAGCAAAGUGCUGCACUCGUGGCCUUAUAUGCCCUCGGGCUGAUUGACAGCUCCAAAAUCAAGGGCAACACUGCUGGUAUGCCAUUUGAAUAAAGAAACGUGCACAGAAAUG